AUGGGUUCAAUGCCAGUACACGCAUCAUCAUCUCGGCCUUCGGUGAAGCUACGACAGGGUACCGUGGUCGGCAUUACCCAGAUUGAAUCGGAAGCAAAGCCUGUAGAAGCAUUCCUGGGCAUCCCAUAUGCUCUCCCUCCAGUGAGUGAACUUCGAUUUCGUCCAGCUCUGAGAGUGGAAACAUCGUCAAAAGUCGUCGACGCAUCCACUUAUGGUCCUGCGGCGCCUGGAAAGCCUCUUCUCAUCGCGGGGCCCAAGCUUGAAUACAGCGAGGACUGCUUGACCGUGAAUAUCUUUCGCCAGAUCCCGCAAGGCUCAAAUGGCCGUCUGCUUCCCGUUGCGAUUUACGUCCACGGCGGUGCCUUCAACCGUGGGAGCGCCUCGAUGCACAACACUUCUUCCAUGGUGGCAUGGUCAGAACAGCCGUUCAUUGCCGUGUCUUUCAAUUACCGAAUCGGAUCCCUCGGUUUUCUCCCGUCUAAGUUGAGCGCAAAAGAAGGGGCGCUCAAUCUUGGUUUGAAGGACCAGAUAUUAUUGUUUGAAUGGGUCCAGGAAAAUAUUGAAAGCUUUGGAGGAGACAAAGGCGAUAUCACCCUUUUCGGACUCUCUGCCGGGGCUCAUUCAAUAGGUCAUCAUCUCAUGAGGCACACUGAUGAAAACCCGGGGCCUUUCCACCGAGUGAUCAUAGAAUCUGGUGCGCCAACUUCAAGAGCCGUGCGUGCCUUUGAUGCCGAGAUUCAUGAGAGACAAUUCCGAGAGUUUUUGGAUGAGGUUGGCUGUCCGAAUGACUUGGUCGAGGAGGAGGUCUUUCCCUUCCUGCGGUCGCUGCCCUUGGCCAUCAUAAUUGAUGCCCAAAACGCCGUCUUCGACCGGUAUAAUCCGUCGCUACGCUGGGCGUUCCAGCCUGUCAUCGACGGCGAGGUGAUCCCACGUCGACCGAUCGACAGCUGGCGCUCAGGCAAUUAUUACAAAGUGCCCAUCAUGACCGGUUUCAACGGCAACGAAGGAUCACUCUAUGUGAACAAGAAAAUGGCAACCGACGAACAAUUCCGCCAGUUCUUCCACACGCUUUUGCCCCAACUGCCAAUCUCGGAUGUCGAAACCAUUGCACAGAAAUUAUAUCCUGAUCCGCAGCAGUCUGGAGAUCUGACAUAUCAAGAAACCCGGCAAGACUCAGCUGUUGGGCCUCAGUACAAGCGCAUUGAGGCGGCCUAUGGCCAAUAUGCCUACGUUGCACCUGUUCGUCAGACGGCCAAUCUGGCUUCGCGGGCCCAAUCUGAACCUGUUUAUCUCUAUCACUGGGCUCUGCCAACGAGUGUGAUUGGAGGUGCCAGUCAUGCCGACAACAUGCGGUACGAAACUUAUGGCUCCGAGAUCCGGUCACUGUCAGAGACUCAGAUGACGAUAUCUGGUAUGCUUCAUGCGUACAUAACCAGUUUCAUCUGCAACAAGGGCGAGCCCAACGCGAUAGCUGGUCGAUUUGCGCAUAGACCAAAAUGGGAGACCUAUGUGGGGGACCACGAAAUUCCCAGGUCGAUGAUCUUUGGAAAGAACUUACACGAGCUCAUUGGUGGUGAGAAUCAUGGUGACCCAGCCCAAUGUAUUUACGAUGAAUGGGCUAUGGAGCAGUGCCAUUUCUGGUGGGACAAGGUUGAAUUAACGCAACAAUAA
This is a messenger RNA of Exophiala viscosa, 1671 nucleotides long. Its product is annotated as triacylglycerol lipase. Lineage: Eukaryota; Fungi; Ascomycota; Eurotiomycetes; Chaetothyriales; Herpotrichiellaceae. Bases 1 to 1671 code for a protein of 556 amino acids. The transcript is spliced from 2 exons. The record is from RefSeq and is a predicted model, not a curated record.